Pichia membranifaciens NRRL Y-2026 is the source of this 2352-nucleotide messenger RNA. RefSeq lists its product as hypothetical. Gene Ontology annotation, molecular function: GPI anchor phospholipase D activity. Bases 1 to 2352 code for a protein of 783 amino acids. The record is from RefSeq and is a predicted model, not a curated record. The transcript has a single exon. Gene Ontology annotation, cellular component: extracellular matrix. NCBI's taxonomy places the organism in Eukaryota, Fungi, Ascomycota, Pichiomycetes, Pichiales, Pichiaceae.
AUGAUAUUUAGGUUUGGCGUUGUUUUAUUCUGGGUACUACUAUUUGCGAAAAUUGAUUAUAUCCAAGCUGCAGGUGUAGCAGUGCAUCUAAACAUCGCGUCAAGAGUUAAGUUCAGCAUCCCUGACUCAUUGAAAGGAUUCGAGAGUGAGUACUAUGCUGGUUCGUUCCAUCCUGAUGCCUUUUACAAUUGCUUUGGUCUUUCACUUGCUGCAGAAAACGCACAUUGGCCUCCAUUUUUGAAAGCUGCCGUCGAAUACUAUGUUCAGCGGUAUGCAUCUAAGGGUUUAGAAAAUAAAAGCUUGAAAGCUUUUUUAUAUGGCGUUUUUACACACCAAGUAGCAGAUGUGGCAUGGCACUCUUUACACUCUUACCAAGGUUUGAUGAGGAUGAUUUCGGAAGUAGAAUUUGAUGGCAAUUUUCAGGCUGCCCACGACUACUUGGAUACUAAUGGAGAUUUUAUACAAUUGAACAGGGAAUUUGAGAAUUUGUCGGAUACUGACUUUUCUGCACUAGUGGAGUUUUAUAAAAAAGAAUGGACCUAUCCCACACAUGACAUUGUCGAAAUUUACCGCUCGUUAGGUUUCCAGGAAAUAACAAAAGCAAAAAUGGAACUCUGUAUGGGCAGAGGAUUUUCCGCUCUUCAAGGGGAGGUAAUGGCAGUUUUGGCUGAUCGUGCUACAAACCACAGGCUUAGCCUCAAUUUACAAAACUCCCCAUUAACUUUUGUUUUAUUGAAUAGCUACUAUUACGGAGGAAUUGACCAGAUCGCAAAUACUUUGGCAAUCUGCAUGAAAGAGCUAGACGAAUGGUUUACGGCUACUGACAUUCCAGAAGCAUGGAACAUUUGUCGGCCUGUAUUCAAAAAACACUCAAUUGAAAAUCAGGGCCUAGGUGAUACCUCAAGAAACUACAUAAGCAGUUUCCCGUCAAAGUUGCAACGUUCUCUCCACCCUCACAGUAAUAAUUUGUACCUUUCAUCAGGAAUUCGUAACUCACAAUUUGGUACUUCAAUAAAAGUUGGUAACUUUCUUGGUGAGCCAACUAUUGCCAUAUCAGCACCUUAUGAAGAUUUUUAUGGAACCGUGUACCUAGUACCAUUGAAAGAAAUACUUCAUGAUAGUAAAGAGUUUGGGCAGAAACUUGGGAUAGACGGUUUCAAAAUAGCCCCUUCUAAUUGGCCCAUAUCCAGUUCUGAUUUUCUUCACGAUUUUCCAUCACGUUUUGGAGACGAAUUAUUCACAUGGAAAUUAAAAGGACACGAAUUUCUAGUGAUUUCUGAGCCUGGUCUGACACAGUUCAAAAUAUUCUUGUAUGGCUCGCUAGUGGCAAUACUAGAAUUCAGCUCUGCAGAAACAGUUUUGGGCUGUAAUGGAAUAAAAGAAUGGACUAUUCUGAGCAAACUUCCUUAUGAUUUGAAUGGUGACGGCUGGCCUGAUUUGGUUUUGGGAUCCAUGUUUUCUGAUGACAGCAGUUCAAGAUCCCAAGGAGGAUUGGUGGUAAUUUUAGAUGGAAAAAAAUUUUACAGCAAUUAUUGUCAUAGACUAAAAUAUUCAUUUAAUACAGAAGUGCCCGUGAUAAACAUCGAUUCGAUAAUACUCCAAACAUAUGAAACUCCAAAGGUUUUGCAUCAAACAAAUCAGUAUGAUCAGUUUGGUGUAUCUUUUGCUACCACAAAAGAUUUGGUUCUUAUUGGGCUCAACUCAGUAGGUGGUGUGGCAGUUUUUGAUAAAAAGUCGGAAAUUUUUUUGGGAUUGUUGUCCAAUGAAGGUCAAGGUUUUUUCACAUCUGAUUUUCCAGAAAGGAGGGCUUCCGAAAAAACAUCUCUCUAUGCUUUCAAUGGAAUUUUGACAGGAAGUUCAAAUGAAUCUGAAUGGAUUAUUGUUUCGGGUGCAGGCUACUCUUUUGAUAGUAUCUGCCCUUUAUGUGGCUUAGCAUAUUUGUACAAGCUAGAGAAUGGAAAUUUUGAGUUGGUAACAAAGUUGACAGCAGAAGUAACGGAAAAAAGUCAAAACUUCGUAUUAUCCCUAUUCAGUUCCUCGAUGGUAAAAAUAUCAGACUCUUUAGUAGUAAUUGGAAGUAGCUCUUUCAAUGAUGGCAGGGGUGCUUUAUUUGAAUUAGACGUGGAAGAGUUACUUGAUCAAAAUAUCAACCUUGAAGAAUAUACGAAUAUUCAACCUUUUUUUAUUGCUGACAAAGGCAUAGGCUUUACGAAUUUUGCUUACGAUAGCAUAGAGUAUUUUGAUCAUGAGAAUCAUGCAUACAUUGCGGUAAGCCUUGCUAACCACUUUUACUCACAAUUUGCUCACGAAGGAGAAAAAUUCAGCGGAUCUGUCCUUAUUAUAAAACUAUAG